UAUCCUGAAUGGAGAACAGUGCAACAAGCCGCAGUGGAGCAGCAGGAUGGUUGACGUAUGUGCUGGUUCCCAGGCUCACUUGUAAUGGGCGCAAAUUAUAUAGCUUAAGGAGUUUUCAGGAAGAUGAUAAUAUCUGUACAUGGCAGCAGCACUUGACGAUUGUAGUUGUUGCUCUGGUUUUUGCAGUAAUCAUCUCCUGGUGGAAUCCUGGUGGGUGUGCGUGGGCUGGAAUGAAUAAAAAGAGGAAGAAGAUUCCAGGGCCCAGAGGAUUGCCCAUAAUCGGAAGUCUAAUGGAAAUGAGUGGCGGUCAUGCUCACCGUAAGCUUGCUCACUUGGCGGCUACUCACGAGGCCAAAAAGCUGAUGGCCUUCAGCUUGGGCUCAACUCGCUCAGUCAUAACGUCCGAUCCAGAAGUGGCCAGGGAGCUCUUGAGCUCUCCUCACUUUGCGGAUAGGCCUCUCAAACAAUCUGCCCAGCAGCUCAUGUUUGAGAGGGCAAUAGGCUUUGCACCCAACGGUGACUACUGGAGGAUGCUGCGUAGGAUUUCAGCUGCUCAUCUCUUUAGUCCGCGGAGAAUCGCAGCGCACGAAGCCAGGCGUCAGACGGACUGCCUGAAAAUGUUAUCUGAUAUACGGAGUGAGUGGAUGUGCAAAGGCGCCGUCAGCCUCCGUCGACAUCUCCAAAUGGCGGCGCUCAAUAACAUUAUGGGUUGUGUGUUUGGCACAAGGGUGGAUGGAGAGGGAGAAGGUAGAGAGGUGAGGGAGAUGGUGGAGGAGGGGUUUGAACUGCUGGGGGCAUUUAAUUGGGCCGAUCAUCUUCCCUGGCUGCGACCGCUUGACCCUCUGCGAGUCCACGUCCGCUGCGCUCGGCUCGUACCUCGCGUUAGGGCUUUUGUUCAGAAUAUCAUAAACCAACAUCGACAGUGUCCUGUGCCGAGGGACACAGCCGAUUCAGAUUUCGUGGAUGUGCUGCUUUCCCUUCAAGGACACGAUCAGCUCCACGACGACGACAUUAUUGCAGUUCUUUGGGAGAUGAUAUUCCGAGGCACAGACACCGUGGCUCUAGUUACAGAGUGGACCAUGGCGGAGUUGGUACUGAAUGAAGAAAUACAAGGGCGAGCUCAGGCAGAGUUGGAGGCUGUGGUAGGGCGGGAUAGAAGCGUGCGGGAUGAGGACAUUGCAAAGCUCCCAUACCUGCAAGCCGUUGUUAAAGAGAGUUUGAGAAUGCAUCCACCUGGACCUUUGCUGUCAUGGGCGCGUUUAUGCACGGAGGACGUUGACAUAGCAGAGGGGAUGCAUGUCCCGGCGGGGACGACGGCCAUGGUGAACAUGUGGUCCAUCACUCACGACCCUAAGAUUUGGGACUCACCUCAUGAAUUCCGGCCAGAGAGAUUUGUUGCAGAGAAAGUGGAUGUUCGGGGUAAUGACUUGAGGCUUGCGCCCUUCGGUGCAGGUAGGCGAGUCUGUCCAGGAAAAGCUCUGGGCCUCACCACCGUUCAUCUCUGGGUGGCAAAACUGCUCCACCAUUACAGGUGGGUUCCUUCUCCUCAACACCCAGUAGAUCUCACUGAGAUUCUCAAGUUGUCCUCCCAAAUGGCCACGCCACUUACUGCAAUUCCGGCCGUCAGAUUCCCUUGCUAAUAGUCAUGUCAAAUACGCAAUUAGGUUUUGAGGUUAGUAAUAAGGGAUUAUAGUUAUGUUAACUUUGCAAUUAGGUUUGGAAGCUACGCUCUUAUCAUAUUAUUCUUUCAGGAGUUUACCGUGACAGUAGUCUGGUCGUGGUUUGCCAAAAAAAUGAAAUUCUACUGCACAUUGAGCAGAUAUAGUAGAUAUCCCAGGUGUUAGUUUGUUAAUAAGAAUUCGACGAUUGUUAUUUACAGAAGUU
Messenger RNA from Cryptomeria japonica (Japanese cedar), 1884 nucleotides. RefSeq names its product cytochrome P450 78A4-like. The transcript has 2 exons. Gene Ontology annotation, molecular function: iron ion binding; heme binding; monooxygenase activity. Bases 9 to 1640 code for a protein of 543 amino acids. The record is from RefSeq and is a predicted model, not a curated record. NCBI's taxonomy places the organism in Eukaryota, Viridiplantae, Streptophyta, Pinopsida, Cupressales, Cupressaceae.